ACCGGCAAGUUCUCGGUGGACUCCAGAGGUGCAGGAGGACCGUGGGCUCCGGGGGACGUCAUCAACGUGGUCAGCGCUGACAUCGCCACCCCGGGCCCGGCUCCGGUGUCCAGGUCACCUCCAGCAUCCCCCGAUAUUUACGCAGCAGGAGGAGGAGGAGGAGGAGGCGCAGCGGACGCGGGGCACGGCACCAUGGCGCACGGCCAGCCGGACAUCAGCCACAUGUACGCGCACCCACAUCCACACCCACACCCACACCCCCACCCCCACCCGGCUCCUUCCUACUCCUGCAGCGCGGACAUGUACCAGGACCAGUCGGCAGGAGGUUACCUGGCGACGUCCACCUGCGCCGUCUCCUACCACCCGCCUCCGUCCUACAACACUGCGCCCAAACCGACAGCUGACGGCGCCGCGCUGCUCUCCAUCAUGCCUGAGUACGGAGGCUUCUACCAGCAGAGCUGCCAGAGAGACAUCCAGGCGGCUUUCCCGGAGAGGAAAUCCCUCCCGUACCCACUGGACUCCCUCAGGGUGCCUCCCCCUCUCACGCCUCUCAACACCAUCAGGAACUUUACGCUCGGUGCGCCCUCGCCGGCCUCCGAAGGUCCGAUGGCCGCCGCCUUCCCCGGCCACCAGAACCUCCCCCUCAGGCCCAUCUUGAGACCCAGGAAGUACCCGAACCGGCCGAGCAAGACACCCGUGCACCAGAGGCCCUACCCGUGCCCGGCGGAGAGCUGCGACCGGAGGUUCUCCCGGUCGGACGAGCUGAGCCGGCACCUGCGCAUCCACACGGGCCACAAACCCUUCCAGUGCCGCAUCUGCAUGAGGAACUUCAGCCGCAGCGACCACCUCACCACCCACAUCCGCACGCACACCGGGGAGAAGCCCUUCUCCUGCGACCAGUGCGGGAGGAAGUUCGCCCGGAGCGACGAGAGGAGGAGGCACAUGAAGAUCCACCUGCGGCAGAAGGAGAAGAAGUCCUCCACGUCCUAAUCCUGCACGGCGCGCGCACCACCCGAUGCUGCUGAAUGUAAACUCUCUCAGUAUGAACGUGAACUGUAUUUGGGC
Molecule: messenger RNA, 1065 nt
Organism: Seriola dumerili (greater amberjack)
Lineage: Eukaryota; Metazoa; Chordata; Actinopteri; Carangiformes; Carangidae
Gene: egr2a
Product: early growth response protein 2b-like
Exons: 1
Biological process (GO): regulation of transcription by RNA polymerase II
Molecular function (GO): RNA polymerase II cis-regulatory region sequence-specific DNA binding; DNA-binding transcription factor activity, RNA polymerase II-specific
Source: RefSeq, a predicted model, not a curated record